UAGAAUAUAUAGAAUGGCAAAAAAUAAAAUACAAGAUAAAUUUACAAAAUUAAAAAAUAGAACUAUUAAUUCAAAAAAAGAAAAUAAAUUUAAGAUGUCUAUAUUGAAUAUUUCAAUUACAGUGUUAUGUAUUGCUAUUGCUACUUGGUUUAGUUAUAAAGGAUAUUUAGAAACAAGAGUAAAUACUCCAUAUGAUAUAAAAAAGUUAGUUACAAUCUCAGGAUUGGAUAUCCCAGAUAGAUAUUGGGGUACUUAUCGAUCAGGAGUUUAUUUUGGAUUAAGAACUCGAGAUCCACAUUCUUUAAUAACAGGAUUGAUGUGGUAUUUUCCACAUUUGUUAAGGCAAGAUGGUAGUGGCCUUAGACACUGGUGUGAACAAAAUGAUAAACUAGAUAAAUAUGCAUGGAUGGAGCAUGAUGGAAAAACAUUUGGUAUUCAAGAAAUAGUGGAUAAUUCAGCUAUUUUAACUACUACAUUUAUUAAAACAUCUGGUGGUAAACAUGGAGGAGAUUGGACAACAAGAAUUGCUGUAACUUCUAAGAAUCAGAUACGAGAUGGUGAAGAAAUAUCAUUACUUUUCUAUACUGCCAUGGAAGAAAAUGUUAAAGGAUGGAUUAAAGUUAAUUUAAAUGAUGAAAAACAAUUAACAAGUAUUGAGGGAAAUACUCAAAAUUUGGGUUCAUUUAGUAUAAAUCUUAAUAUGAUACAGGGAACUGUAGAAGAACACUCUUUUUUAGUAACAGUUGUUUCUGGUUUAAAUGUUUUGAAAGAAACUGUUCUUCAAAAUCUUAGAAUAGCAUCUCACAAAGGAUUAUCAAAGAAAUACAUAGUUUUAGCAGGUGAACAAAUACCAUUAUCAGCAGAUGGAAAAAAAAGAGAUGCAAACUUUAUUGCAACACAAGUAACAGGAAGAAUUCCUUUUGAAAUUGAAAUUAGUUAUGAAUCAGGUAGUUUUAUUAAUAGAGUUGACAAAUUAACUGGUCAAAAUUAUGAUCGUGCUCUAGAAAUGCAUCGGCAAUUAUUCGACGAAAAAUUUGAGAAAGUCUUUAAAUUAAGAUCAAAAGGUUUUACAGAAGAAGAAAUUAAGUUUGCUAAAAUGGCAUUAUCAAAUAUGAUGGGUUCCAUAGGCUAUUUCUAUGGUAGUUCACAAGUACAAAGUCAAUAUACUAAAGGACCAGUGCCUUACUGGAAAGCACCUUUGUAUACUUCAGUACCUAGUAGAAGCUUUUUUCCACGAGGAUUUCUAUGGGAUGAAGGUUUUCAUGGUUUACUUAUUUCAAUUUGGGAUUUAGAAAUUGAACUAGAUAUUAUAAAUCAUUGGUUCGAUUUAAUGAACAUAGAAGGUUGGAUUCCAAGAGAAAUGAUUUUGGGUCAAGAAGCUUUAGCUAAAGUUCCAGAAGAAUUUGUAACUCAAAUAAAUACAAAUGCGAAUCCACCUACGUUUUUUUUAACAUUGCAUUUUAUACUUAAGCAUAAACAAGAAGAAGUAUUGAAAAAACAUUUUCAAUUCUUAUAUAAUUUAUAUCCUCGUCUUCAAGCAUGGUUUAAUUGGUUUAAUACUACACAAGCUGGAGAUAUAUCAAGUACAUAUAGAUGGCGAGGUAGAGAUGGAACAACCAAUAAAGAAUUAAAUCCUAAAACACUUACAUCUGGAUUUGAUGAUUAUCCAAGAGCUUCUCAUCCAAAUAUCGACGAACGACAUGUUGAUUUACGUUGUUGGAUUGCAUUUGCUGCUGAUAUUAUGUAUCAGAUUAGUGAAAUAUUAAAUCAUCCAAAUAAUAAAUACCUAGAAACUUAUCACUAUUUAUCUGAUAAUGAUUUAUUAAAUAAAUUACAUUUAUCGCCACAUACACAAACUUAUGCUGAUUUCGGAUUGCAUACAGAUAAAGUAUUUUUACGAAAAUCAUCUUCGCCUUCAAGAUCACAUAUACAGCCAUCGGAAACAAUACGAAUUGUUAUGGAAGAUCCGACUUUAAGAUAUGUUGAUUCAUCAUUUGGAUAUGUUUCAUUAUUUCCAUUUAUUUUACAAAUUAUUAAUCCUAGAUCUCCGCAAUUGGGUAAAAUAUUACAAGAUUUAAUAAAUCCUGAUCUAUUGUGGACCAAAUAUGGUUUACGAUCACUUGCAAAGAUAUCACCAUUUUAUAUGAAAUAUAAUACUGAACAUGAUGCUCCUUAUUGGAGAGGAGCUAUAUGGAUAAAUUUAAAUUAUUUAACAGUAAGAGCAGCAUAUUAUUAUUCCAAUAUUGAAGGACCAUAUAAAAGUGAAGCAAAAAAAAUUUAUCAAAAUUUGAGAAAAAAUUUAAUACAAAAUGUUAUAAAACAAUAUAAAAAAUCUGGAUAUAUAUGGGAAAAUUAUGGUGAUAUUCAUGGAGAAGGUAAAAAUAGUCAUCCAUUCACUGGUUGGACAUCUCUAGUUGUACUACUUAUGGCAGAAAUUUAUUAAUUGUAAAAUUGUAUUAUAAAUAAUUUCAUUUAUAUGUAUAUUAUUUUAUUAAUAGUAAAAUUAAAAAAUAUUGCUGGGGAUAUUUUAUAUAAAGGAUAUAUAAAAUAAAUCAGGAUUUAUAUAAAAUAAAUAUUACUAAUGUGAAUAUUGACUAUAUUAUUGUUAUGCAUACAAAUGUGAUAAUAUCUGUAAAUUAUUAUAAUCACUUAUGAAUAUUUUUUUGUA
Molecule: messenger RNA, 2668 nt
Organism: Apis laboriosa (Himalayan honeybee)
Lineage: Eukaryota; Metazoa; Arthropoda; Insecta; Hymenoptera; Apidae
Gene: GCS1
Product: mannosyl-oligosaccharide glucosidase GCS1
Exons: 3
Coding region: 14-2443 (809 amino acids)
Biological process (GO): protein N-linked glycosylation; oligosaccharide metabolic process
Cellular component (GO): endoplasmic reticulum membrane
Molecular function (GO): Glc3Man9GlcNAc2 oligosaccharide glucosidase activity
Source: RefSeq, a predicted model, not a curated record